Messenger RNA from Triticum turgidum subsp. durum (durum wheat), 1095 nucleotides. The record is from the annotation of a GenBank genome assembly. Lineage: Eukaryota; Viridiplantae; Streptophyta; Magnoliopsida; Poales; Poaceae.
AUGUUGGCUGAGUUUGACCCGGUUAUUCAAGAACAUGUUCGUCGCAUAACAAAUGAUGAAACUCAUACUCAUUACCUUGGUCAUGGCAUCCAAAAUGAGUUAAUACAUUUGAUUGCUUCUGCAAUUAAAUCUGAGAUCACUAAAAAAAUAAAAGAAGCAAAAUAUUUCUCGGUGAUACUUGAUUGUACUCCUGAUGCGAGUCACCAAGAACAGAUGUCUUUGAUUAUACGGUAUGUUGAAACAUCUUCAAGUUCUAUUUCCGUUGUAGAAUCCUUUUUAGGAUUUUUGGAUGUAAAUGAUACCACUGAAAAAGGACUCUUUGAGGUUUUGCAGGAUGAACUAAAGAACCUUGAUCUAGACAUAGACAAUGUGAGAGGGCAGAGCUAUGACAAUGGAUCAAACAUGAAAGGUAAGAAUCUGGGGGUUCAAGCCUUGCUUUUGAAUAUAAAUCCUAGAGCUUUUUAUUCUGCAUGUGGGUGUCAUAGCCUUAAUUUAACACUAUGUGAUAUGGCCAAGACUUGUGGUAAAGCUAAGGACUUAUUUGGAAUCAUACAAUGUAUCUACACAACAUUUGCUAAUUCCACUAAGAAAUGGAAGAUUUUGAAAGAUAAUAUAGGAGAAGGAUUGACUCUGAAAUCAGUCUCAUCUACUCGUUGGGAGAGUCGCAUAAAUAGUGUCAAAGCUAUUAGGUUUCAGAUUUCAGAAAUACGAGAAGCUCUACUGCAAGUAGCUGAUGUCGAUAAAGAUCCUAAAACUUGUAGUGAAGCUAAAUCUCUAGCAAAUAAUGAACUUGGUGAUUUCGAAUUUGUAGUAGCCAUAAUCAUUUGGUAUGAUGUAUUGGCUGCAAUAAAUUUGAUUAGCAAGGACUUACAGUCAAAAGAUAUGCUUAUUGAUGUUGCCAUUGAAAAAGUGCAAGGCUUGAUUACCUUUUUCAAAGGUUACAGAGACACUGGUUUCACUACUGCAGUAGAAAUAGCAAGGGAAAUAGAUAUCAACCCUGCAUUUCGGAAAAAGCGUGAAAUUAAAAGAAGGAGGUUUUUUUGUGAAGGACCUUCCAAAAAAUUGUUGCAAAAUUGUACCAAAUCAUUUUUGUAA